This is a messenger RNA of Chiloscyllium plagiosum (whitespotted bambooshark), 2061 nucleotides long. Lineage: Eukaryota; Metazoa; Chordata; Chondrichthyes; Orectolobiformes; Hemiscylliidae. The record is from RefSeq and is a predicted model, not a curated record.
CAUUUGUGUUUAUGUUGGAUCGAAGUCAAGGAUGAUUUUGUUUGGCUUCUUCCCAGUCUCCGGGUGGUUCCCAUAGAGACGGUGUAAUGUUUUUGCUUCUCCCUGUCAUAUGAUCCCGGAGCUGCUUCAGGAAGCGGCCAGCGAUCGAACUUGCAACUUGUAAAGAGAUAGUUUCACAGGCAACCGGUCAUUCCCAGGUGAUUGGUUUUUUUGGCCAGGAUUUUAUGUGCACUAACCACAACAACCGUGGCCACUUAUUUUUUUUUCUCGCUUCAGGCAUUUUCCUAAAACUCUGCUGCGUUUCAGCAGGGGGUUUUCUUUUUUGAUCUUUGGAAAAUAACCUUGGAAUUAUGGACGACGGCAAACUGCCCAGCCUGACAGACUAUCGGCGAUAUUCACUUCACUUAAAAAAUCCCAAAAGGAACGUCUUCGUCACGCAGCUUGGGGACCAAAGGUAUGAAAAUGAAGAUGUUAAUUACAUUCCAAUAAUCAGACAGGCAGCCGGUGAGAUUCUUGCAAGUGACCGGAAGACACCUCAGGCGACUUUGGUAUUGAAGAAGGAAGUAGAAGUUGACCAAGUUAAUGCAGAACUUGCAGCUAAAAGGCAAGAGUUCCUUCAACGCAUGGAAGCCAUUAGCCAGCGGAGGGCAGAAUUUGAAAGAAAGGAGCAGGUGUUUAGAGAAAGAGCCCUGAAGUUUGACAAAUUCCUCAGGGAUAAUGAUGCAAAGAGGUGUCGUGCUAUUAAAAAAUAUCAUGUUGAGUUGAAAGAAAAUGAAGUGAAAAAGAAGGAGUUACAAGAUCUACUUCACCAAUUUGAAGAAAUGAAAGUCAGGCAAAGAAAACUGCAAAGGGGUAUGUCAAAAUACAAAUUGUAUGAAGAUUAUCUUCUGAAAGUAAUUGAUAAUUUGCCUGAAAACUACUUGGAGUACAGCUCAGAAUCUAUGGUGAUGAGUAUCAUUCGAAAACAUGAAACCCUUGGAGCCACCAAUGAGGCUUUGAUAAAUAAUCUCAGCAGGUUGUCAGAUGAGAUGGAACAAUGCCAGCGUGACUUGGAAAGUCUGCAUCAAGAAUAUGACACCACAAAACUGACGAUUAAUAGUCAACUCUCAGUGCGACAAAUGGAAUGCGAUGAAAUAAAGGAGAAGAAUAAACAGAUAGAAAUGAAAAUAAAUCUACAACGAGGCAAUUUCAUUCAUAAGAGUGAAGGGUUUGGUGCCCUCUUAUUGGCUAUUAAUAAUCUGGCAGAUCAGUGCUACAUGAGGCAUUAUGGAGUAUUUGAAGAAAUUGACAUGUUAACAAAGUUGGACAUGGUGAAGGAGUUCAUCAUGGAAAAGAAAGAUGUUGCACAAGAAGCAGGACAAACUGACUCUGCAUCUGUUUUCAUUGGCAUCUCUGACCAAAUUCCAACCAAAUCAGGGGAAACUAACCAGUUGAAGCCACAAAUAAAGGUCUCAUUUGCAAAUUCCAGCAAAAUCAUAACUAACCAAAAGAACAGACUAAAACCAAUAAAUAGCAAGUCUUGAUGAGUCAUUUUGACAUCUUCUACACGAAGAGGGAAUUUAUUAUUUUGCCUAAUACAGUUUAGUGAAGGGUCAGGUCAUGUUUUUCGUUUAAAGGCAUAAUAGCAUGUAAAUUGUUGUGUGAAAGAAGUAGAGGGAAUCUGACUGUGUUCGCAGGGCUAACCACCCCACUCAUCUAAGUGCAGCAGGUGAGUAAGGUAUAAAUGACCUGAAUCGAACGGUUUCCCACUGUAUUGGCAGAAGAGUGCAGCAGGCUCCAGACUAAUUUCCCUUAAUUUUUCAUUGCUUUGCCAUCUUACUUUAAGCAGUGCUGUAAAGUCUAAAUCUGAUUUUCUAGGUAUGAUUCUGAAGUAAAACUUUAGAGCGGUUAGUUUUGUGGUGUGGUGUAAUACAUUAAUGGUUGCGAUAUACACAGGGAGUGCCGAUCGAUUCCCUUCAGUUUGAGUAGAAUAUAACUCAAUAUUAUAUGUAGCCAAGUUUAAAAAGUACUGAGACAUUCAUAUGAGCUUUCUAUCACUUAAUAAACUUUUUGAGAACCUCA